GAACUAGGCUUGCUCUGAUAUUCAUGCUGCUUGGAUUGUUCAGUAUCUCUGACAAUUAACUUCUGAUGGUCAAAAUACAUAGGUGUUGAGUUCAGGCCAGGUACAGACUUCAAGCACAUGUGCUACGUGCUUACCCUUCUGCUUUUUUUUUUUUCUACAGUUUAUUGAAACUAGAUGCCUACAUACUGAUCUGAGAAGAAUGAGGAGGAUAUUAUUGUUUCAGCCACAAAUCAAAGUCAGGUGCAUGCCACUGUGUGUGUGUGUAAUAUAUAUAUAUCUAUAUAUAUCUCUCUAUAUAUAGAGAGAGAUAUAUAUAGAUAUAUAUAUAUAUAAUUUUUUUUUUUUUCAGGCAAACUUAUCUCAGGAGCUCUGUACUGGAGCAGAGAAUUACUUGGGGAGGCCUUGAUUGCAGGCUGACAAUGGCGAAGGUUGUUUUUCAUAGUUGUGCUGCUUGCUUUUCCCUCAGUGUAGCUGGAUCUAGAGGGAAGAGUUAAUGGAACUGUGGCAGGAGGUUAUUGCAAAGCCAACCUGUAGUGAGAGAGGAUGCGGGAAAGAAGUGAUCAAGCAGAGUGACUGAGCUGUCCCUGGAUACUCUCUACUGGUAAAAUCCUCAUGUUGUUACUCUCACCAGGAAGCUUUGUUUAGAUGCAUUACCUUUCAUCAUACUGCUGGUGAUGCGAGAAUGCAUUUGAUGUAAUUAUCUGGUAUGUUAGGUUAUGGUUUACAUGGUGGCUUUGAGGUGUCUCAAUAUACCUUUUCCCUAAGCUUCUGUACCACAGCUAUUGCAGUACUGUUGAUAUUAACUUGACAGUUAAAGAGCUCCUGGUUUAUGUCUGCAGCAAAUGUCCAGCAAUUUAGGAAGCUUCAUGAGGAAAAGAUCCUAACUGUCAGCUUUAAAAACAAAGAUGCAUGGAAAGAGAGUAUUACUGUUAAAGGAAGUAAUAUGAAACUUAUGUGAGGUAGAAUGACUGUUAAUUUGUUACUGAAAAAGGCUGUAUGAGUUGAUAAUCCCUCACCACUCUCAGCUUUAGAGUCAGAUGAUCUUGUACCUACGUCUGAUAUAACUUUUUUUUUUUUAUUUAGCCUGGUAUAAUAAUUUAUAGCUGCUAGAAAUAGAAUACUGAAAAGACUUAGGCAAAUGACACUCUUAAAUUUCUUGGACCUUUGUUCCCUGUGAUGGGAGGUGGAUGGGAAGGACAUUUGUGGCUAUUUAACAAACUGAGAGAAGUGGCUAUGCCAGAGGGCAAGUGAUGGCUUUAUCCCCCCCCAAGUUAAAUAUGUAAGUAAAACCCUAAGCUUGCUUAUGAGUGAAGUAUUCAUUAGUGACAUAGUGUCUACUGAUGGAAUUGGCCUAAACUGCCUUACUAUCAGAAGAUUCCCUUAGACUAGUAUGUAUUAACAUUAUUUGUGUCUUCAUUGUCUUGCUUUUUAAUUAUGCCAAAUGUUAAAGCAUUAGGUCUUUUCAAAUCUUGAGAGAAACAUUUGUUUUCCUUACCUAUUAAGCAAAUUACUUUUCAUUAUACGUAAGUUACAAGAACAACCUCGAAGUGUUGCAUCACAGGUUGAUGCGGUGGCAUACACACUGGACAUUCCAGAGCAACACACUCUGCUGCUUGGGAAUUUAUAAAAGAGACAUUAGCUUUGGAAACUACCCUCCCUCCCUUCCUAGCCUCAUGGGCUAAUGCACCCUUAUUUUGUCUGCCAGAAGCCCAAAAACAUAUUCUGAAGAGAAAAUUAAGGAGAAGGUAACAUAAAGCAGCAGCAUCAUUUGCUUGGGUAGGCUAAUGGGGAUCAAAAAGGGCAAAAUGGUUGCAUCUAGUCAAAGGAUGGCUUUCAGUGUUCCAAGGUGAGGCAACACAGCUGACUCUGAAAUCAGUUUAUCCUUAAUACACAGUGUGCAUCUGAAAGGUUUGGCAGGAGAGUCACCCACUGGCCUCUGCUGGCAUAAACCAGUUUGUUCUCACGGCUUUUUCCUAGUGCAGCCCUUGUAUGGCUAAUGGCAUAAGCUACCGUGGAGAUUUUGGAAACGCUGCCUGCUGUCCUUUCAUGUUGUUUGCCUCGUAACUAAAACAAAGCUAAUAAAAAGGUACGGCUUUCUCUGUCAAGUAUAGGCUGGCUGGUCUCUGGGGUCCUAAACAUCAGCACCUACGUAAUGCUGGGCUGUGCCAUGGGUCUGUGUGGUGCUCCAAAUGUCAAGAGGGGACAGCAUCACACUUUCAUGUUCGGGUCUCACCCUUCUUCCAAACAAUAAGCCUGGGGCUCCUAGCUGAGUGUCAAAAAAUCCAACAGACCCUUUGGGGUGAAGGUGGCAAACAGGAAAGGAAUUAUAUGUUUGAACCCAAAAAUGUAAUGAUCCGUGCUAGUGGUAGGAGUCCUGAAACUGGGAGGUGAGGGGGGAAUUUGGAAUCCUGUUGUGAUAGAUAUUUGUAAGAAGUUGUGGAUAUUGAGUUUGUAUGAAAACAUCUAGAACACAGCUACAGUUAUAUUAAACAAGAUCUGCUUGCUGCUGUUUGGUACAUACUUUCUUCCAGCUAGAGUUGAUCAGCAGUGGUUGCAAGGAUGGUAGCCAGUUCUGUUAUGUGAAAAAAAUACAUCAGAAGUCAUGGUAUGGUCAGGGUGGGGUAAGAAGGCAUUGCAUCUCUUUUAUUAAUAGUACUUUAAUAGUAUUUGUGCUUAUUGCUUUAACUAGAAAAAAAAAAGUUGAACUGUAGAUUCUGCUGCGUUGAGCCCUACUUAUACAAUCUUUCCCUGGAGUAUGUCUGCAGGUAAAACUUAUAGCUACUCCUGAAAAUGGAAACAAAACGUUUUAAAAAAUUAUAGAUUUGUGUUUGGGGUCAAGUUAGCUUUAUAUCCCAGCCUAUCUGUUAAUAUCAUUGCAGGCAAGGAGAAUGAAAUUGUGUGCUAGGUCGUGUCAAGAGGUGUAAGCAACAGGAACCUCUGGCAAGCAUCCUCAUUUUCUUUUAAUCAUGUACAAAAUAACAAAGCAAUCCUACCAGCACUCCCUUUGGCCUUGCUUUCCCUCCUUUUAGCUUGAAUGUCCAUGUGAAAAUGGUAUGUUUGUGAAUUGCUACAUAAACUGGGCAUACACACACAAUUGACUGCCACCAGGGCUGAGGGCGAGAGGGCUGCCACAAACAUAAAAAUUUGUAUUGUUCAUGGUUUCAGAAAAUUAGCAGUUAUGUCUCCUCUCUGAAUAUCCAAACGAACUCCUAUUUGAAAAUAGAACUACUGGAAAGACUAUGCUGAAAAUCUAAACAUUUUUGGACUUCAGAGGUAUUUAGAUAUUUUAUACUUUAUUAUAUAGCUGAAGUAAAACAAGUUGUUCAGUUGGUGUCAACCAUUUUGUUUAAUACCUUGAAGUUUCACCAUCUUUAGAUGUGCUCUAAAGUUCCAGAUCUAGAGGCUUAGCUAUGUUAUUACUCAAAUGUGAAUGAGCAUAGGCACUCUUUAUCUUACGUGAUUCUCUUCUUGUAUAGCUUAUUAGCAGAAUUUAGCAGUAGGAAAGAUCCUAUUUCUUAGUGCUUUUGUGGUAUGGGUUUUUUGUUGUUUGGUGUAUGGGGGGUGGUUUUGGUUUUGGGUAUUUCUUUUUGAGGCUGGUUGUAAUGUGAAUACAAGUGAUAACAGUGAAUCAUCAGGAAAAAAACCCUUUGGAAAUAAGCCAGAGUCAAAUUCUUUUCUCAUGCUCUGUUCAAUCUGCUUCCUCUUUAAAAGAAAACUUUCACAUUAGCAGAAAAAUAAAUGCUUAGCCAGAGUUCUUUUUGUGUCCCUUUCAGCAGGGAGAAGGGGAUGAGUGUGCCGAGCUCAAUGCCCAUGCUGGCUUCCUCCUGCCGUGGAGAGUUAACACUCUAAAAGCUUUUUCUUCCCCCUUUAUUUCUGUUUCCAUUUAAUUCUUACUAAAAAGUUCCAGUGUUACAAUUUUGGUGUUGGAAACUAAGCACAAAGUUUUGUUGUGAGGAACUGAACUCCUUUGAUACAAUCCCAAUUUUCUCUGGGAGAAGUAACUUCUAGUUUUUAAAUGGUUACUGUGUGGCUAGAAAACAGCAUCUGCACUACAAAGCUCUGAAGAGGACCCCCAGUAAAGAAAAAUAUACUAGUCUCUGUGGUAUUUAUUUACAGCAUACAAAUACAGCAUUCUGUCAAAGCCUUCUGGUAUGAUCUUAAACAAGUCACUUUUUCUGCACCUGUGAGACCAAAACCCCAUUUGCCCACACAGCUAAAGCCUGCAUUAGAAAAAAACUAACAAGUGAAUGUUCUUAACAUGAUUACAAUUAAUAUUCAUCAAGACAUGCAGACUUACCCACAGCAAGGAAUAUUAUUUUUGUGCCUGUGUGUAGCUUUGAAGCACAGACUGGAGAUACACACUCUUUCUCCUUGAAAGCAGUUUCUUAGACAUAGUCGCUAUCCAAGUAUAUUAUGGAUUAUAGCUGAAACAAGGGAGUUAAGAGUACUGCAAUGUUAGGUACCACUUUCUUUCUUCCUACCUGUUUUUCCAGUUUCCUAAAGCUCAUGUCUAGCAUCUGAAUUUUUUUUUGUUUUUUUUUUCUGUUCUGAGGAAAAGUUAUGGGUGAGAUGAACAGUUUGGCUGAUACCAGGCUUAGUUAACUUGCUAAUUAAGGCUGACUGCUGAAAUCUAGCUUCUGUUUUUUCCUGUAUAGAUAUCACAUUAUACUUUUAGCAUGUUGGUAUCCACAAAGAGAUGUGAUUUCUGACAGAUCUUAGGGUUCCAGCCUUGCUGGAGCACCCCUGCUCCUCCUGGUGCACUAUGGCUUGCUGCACAAUAUGCAGAAGACAUGGAUUUUCUAAAAAGGAUUUUCAGAAGUCCCUAUGAUAAAUGGCUUUGCUUGUGCAAAACACUCAACUCUUCCCCACACUGCCUCAAUUUCUGAACAGUGUUUUCUUGGUGUUUGUCUGGCACUUAAAGCAUGUUGACCUUAUCCCUCAGAAAAUAAAGACAUUGGAGUAGAUUAAAUUGAAGACUUGCUUAAACAAAGCAAAAACACCCAAACAUCGGACAGGCCAGCAGUGCUGUUUGUUAACGUAGAUAAAUUUACUUAAUUAUUUAAGUAGUGCUUAAGCUAUGGAAUUGUAUCUAUCUAAUGUGGUACCAUGUAGAUGGAGAUGCAGAAAACAUUUUUAGAUGGCAGAAAUUUCAAGGGUUUUCUCCCAAUGCUGAACUCCCCUCAUGUGUAUCUUAAGACAUUGCCAAUGCAUGCCUUUUGUUACAGCUCAAAGAGGUUUGUAUGCUAAACUCUGCAAUUGCUGAAAAAGGUAUAGAUGGUGCUGGAAAGUAAAUAUAAUUUGCAGCCACAGUUUGAACUAUAGGUUCCCAUUCAGCAUAUUACAUAUUCCUGUUUGUCUUAAACCUGUUAGAAGAAUGUUGAAUCUGAUUGAUUUACCUAAAAACAAAUGAAACAUAAGGCAUUGUUGUUUGCUCAUGUCUUAGUUCUCUGAGAUAAAAUGCUUUACUGUAUCCUGCUAAUACAUUCUGAAUUCUUUGGUAUCACUGACCUACAAAUCAGAGACACUGGAUUAAAAUGGGCUGCUUUCUUGAGAGCUAGGAGAGACACUCACAUUGGAGCACUCCUCCUUGACUUCUAGAUAAAUCCUUUAUCUUUGCUAAUGUAUAUUAUUUUAAUUUUUGCAACAGAACCCAAAUUUCUGGUUUCCCAUCUGCUCCAUGGCAACUGACCCUUCUAAGGGCUGGCUAUUUAUACUUACUAGCCAAGGACAGGAAUACAGUAAAUUCUUUACAAAAUAAAAAUCAAUACUCACUGACAUACUGCGUAUUGAAGAAAAUAAUUGUUUAUGGCACUCAGCUUAAGCUGUUCUAGUAAUCACGUUGAAAAAUACAAUAUUUAUUCAUUAGAUCAAAUUUAAUGAGGCCUCCUGGCAGUAAUUAUAAAAAUUACUGUAGCAGUAAAUUACUAAUGAGUUGUGAUGUGCUUCCUACCUGUGAGGAAGGACUGGGGGUUGAAAAACCUGAUAUCCAGACAACACUAGGGAGGGUGAGAUCUUGAGGCUAGGAGUCAAGCUCACAGCGGCGCGGAAGUUGUUCACUGCACCUGAAUGGUAAAAAAAGGAAAAAAUAUAGCAGUGAGACUCAUAAUCGGCAGUUUCACUUUAAAUAGAGAGUAACUAUAGGCGAGGGAACAAUGUUAUCAAUGGGAGGAAGAGACUUCUUUGCCAUAUGUACAUCAUCGUGUCUACAAAAGCAGCUGAGGUGACCUAAUUUACUGUAGUAGAACUUAGGCUGGAACAACUUCUUGCUUUCUAGUUUUUAUAAAGUUUCAUGCAAAACACAGCAAAGAGGACAAUGUUUUCUCAGUGCCCUUAAAUCUUCAGAGCAGUCACCUAAGACAAAGGUUGAAAUCCCCCACCAGCUUGCUUUGAUGCUGGGAGUUUGGCCCAGGUUUCUUUCUUCUUUUGAGAAAAAGCUUUAAGGAAUGCAGAGGCUUUUGGUAGCAAAUGGUACACAGUAUGAAUAACACUGAGGCACAAAAGUGUAAAAAUGGUGCCAUUUCUACCGAAAGUCCAGGUUUCUGCUGAGUACAGGGCGUUGCUGCAGCAGCAGAGCCUGGCUAGAGAGAGGGAUGCUGCUGCAUGCUAAAAUUAAUGCACAAGUGAAUUGGCAUAUAAUUAGGCUUCUCUCUGUAGCUUGCAAAGGUGCCAUAGAUUUGACAGGUGGCCUUUGGCAUUGUAAAACAGUGAAUAGAUGAGCUUUUAGCAAAUAUUUGCUGCUGGGUUCAAACACCUACCCAAAAUCAAUCAGAAAAAGGCUGUGAAUUUUAAUCUUUCACAGCACAGAACUGCUCUUAAAUACGCUGUUAAGGCUUGAAAAGGAAUGGGGAAGUCCAGCACAAUUUAUCUUCUCAUUAUGCUGGUGUGUUGCACUGUAAGGUACCACUAGGCAUGGAUACUUCCACAUGCUCAUGUAUGUCAUGAAGUCAAAGGGGAGAGAAAUGUGUCCAUCCACCCUUGAGUCAUUUUCCAAACCCCUUGAAAGAAGCAGAAAUGUAGAUCCCUUGCACAUGAUCUCCCGUGCAGCAAUGCUGCCUUUUGUGGAGCUAUGGGUUCCUUCAGCUGAGACCCCUAAGAGUCAAGCAUUGCACUACUGAGCCCAAGAUCCACUGUGGCUUCAGCAUCACAUCUAAAUAAACAUAUACACCAAGAAAUGUAUACAACUGGGUCUUACAAAACCUUGGGUGAGCUAAUGAGCAACAAGCCAGCAUGCAGCAUGAUUAUUUUGUAGUUUCCAUAAUUUCAAGAAAAAGGCUGCAUGUUUUUUAACCCCUCUAAGAAAGCAGUGGUUUGCAGUGAUUUAGCUAAUUUAUAUUACCUAGCUUCUUGUUAUUGAAAUCAGGCAAGAAGAGCUUUUGCUAUGAUGCCAUUACAAAAAGACAUCUGUCUGCUAACCAGAAAUUAACCUUGUCUGACUUCAUUGCCACAAAAUCUACAGAGUCUACUCUGUCCGUGCUGUUAUGUCACCAUGACAGAGCUAAUACAGUUACACUGCUGAGAGAAACCAUCAGUUUUUCUCUGUAAACAUGGUAUCUCGGCUGCUCAAAUGCUGGGUUCUUUUCCUAGUGCUGCUAUGUGUUUCCUCAAUGACCUUAGGAAAUCCAGGCUCUCUGUGUUUCCCUUUUUAAAGCAUAGAAAUCCUCUUCAGGCUUUCCCUUGCAAUCUGGUCCUGUCUGGAAGAGAAAAUAAAGUGUGGGGUUUUUUUUAUUACUAUCUAAACUGAAUUUGGCGAUGGACAGAUGUUCACUUUGCAUACAGCUGUGCUGGCUGAAGAUGCGUUUUUCUGUUUUUCUGGAGCUGUUGUGAGGAUAAAUUAACAGUGAUAGAAAAUUCUGUGGUCUUCAGAUAGAAAACACUUUAGCUUUAGGAGUUAUUGUGGGUUGGAUUUUCAGAACUGCUGUCAGCCAUAGCUGAAAUCAGUGGAAGCCAUGGGCUGAAAAACCUGGAGCCCUCAACUACGAUAGUUUACAUGGAUGUAGAAGCAGUUCAUGGCUGGCACAGGAAUUUAGAUUAAUCUACAUUAAAAGCUCUCAGGUAACUACAAAAGGUAGAUGGUGGAAUGAUCAACCUUUUGUUGCUUGGGCUUGGUGUUGUUUGGUUUCUUUGUUUUUUGUUUGUUGUUGUUGGUUGUUUGUGUUGUUGUUUCAUUUUGUUUUGUUUUUUCUCUCUCCAGGUCUGAGGACUUGUGCCCAGAAGACUACAAGCUCUCACCACAGGCUGGCUAUUGUCUUAUGAUGUAAAAUAGGUUUUCAGUUACUAUUGUGAAGUUUUAUGGAAUCUCACAGUGGCAAAAUAGGAGCAAUUUACCUAAUGUUUCUUGUUCUACACCUAUGAAAUUAAUUUAAUGUGUGUGAAGGGGGGGGAUACUGUGGAACUAAACCUAAAAACUAAAUAAUAAUGAUGAAGCUUUUAAGGGAGAAUGUCUUACAAUCUGACAUAAGUAGUAAGAUUGUUGCUGUGCACUAUUACUAUAAUUAAAUUACAUUAUGCUAUUGCAUUAAACUAAUCCGUCAGUAAUACUGUACUUAGCAGUAAGAUUUUGUCACAUAAACAUUAUGAGGCUUUAAAGUUCUGCAUUUUGUCUUGCAAAAUGCAGGGGAAAUACAGAAAUUGGAGCAGCAGAAUAUAACAUGAAAAGCUAUAGCAGUGGAAAAAGGCCAGCUGGUUCAACAUGCCAGUCCUUUUAAAGCAGGUAAGUUAAGAGUGUUAGAAUACAUUUACCCAAAGGGUGAAACAUGAGAUGUAUGCGAGGUGCCUGCUAUUACUUUGAAAAUAUUAGGUACAGAUCUAAAAAUUCUUUUUAAUAUUUUCCUGAACUGCAGAACGUGCAAGGCUGAAUUGGAAGCUGCUGAUAGUAAACUGUUAAGAAAAAACAUGCAAAUAAUAACUGAAAUGAAGCUGCAGUCUUUUCUCUGAACAGAGGCAGAAAAAGAGGCUACACAUCACUUAGUCUAUGAUCAGUGAAACAGAGCAGCUGAUCAGAGGAAUUCAGCCUUUAGAACAGUGUUAGCUUUAGCAGACACAGGAAUCAGAAUAUUUUUCAAACUGAAGACUUUACUCCCAUCUUAACAGAUCAAACCAUCGUUCAGACCAGCAGAUUCCAUCCUCUCUCAGUCUGAUGCUGCUUCUUCCUCCCCGCAGUGGGGGGCUCCUGGCAGCUGGGGACAGCCAGCCACUGCGGCGGAUGGCGGGGGCUCGCCGAAAAGUGGGCUGCUGCUGGCGGGGGCACCGCUGCCUGAGGAGGAGGAUGGGACCCACAGUUUGCUGCCGUGCACGAGACCCGGCUCAGCAGGCGGACGCAGGUGGUCACAGGCGGCCGAGUCACCUCCAGCCCUGCAGCUCUGCUGCUUCUCCGCGACUGGCUUCUGCUCCUGUCACCCCUGUCCUCCGAACGGACACCAUGGAACAAAUUGCAAAAUGUCUGUCUUUUGGACAUUCCAACUCCAUCACUUCUGCUUGUCCUUGCCAGGAGCCUUCAGUGUCUCUGUUCAGCAGGGGUUCAUUGAACCAGCUACGUUUUUCAAGAGGCAGACAGACAAUAGCAUCUAAAUUAUUUUCAAGAAAGCACUCAUAGCACUAAGCAUCCACUACUACUAAAUCUGUCUUAGAAGAGAAGGGUGGAGGAAGAAGAAAGGUCAACAAAUAUAUGAAGUUCUUUGUGUAAUGCUUCACUGACAUUUUCCAACUACCUCAGCUGGCUUUUAUUUUUUAAUUUUUUUUAUUUUUUUUUUUUUUAGAAUCCUGGUAAAAUGCAUUAAAGGAUUUAAGGUUAUCAUCUGUCUCUCUCUAACUUCUGACAUCUCUUUAUAACAAGAAAGAGUCACAGCCAACGGUAACAGGAGGGCAACACAAUGAAUCCUAGUAAGACAGGGAAGGGGGGAGGUUCAACUUUGCUGCCCCUUUGCCCCUAUUUCUUCCUCACAGAACAGAAGUGCCAUCUGUUCCCGGCCCUAACAUGCGUGUAUUUGAUUUCCAUUCAGUAAUAACUAACACAGGAAAAAGAUUAUCAAGUGAUGUAAAGCACUAUCAGCAUUAGCCAGUGUUCCCCACCCAGUGUUUUGUUUGCACCUCUGAAGAUCUGUAGAUGAAAUGGAUAUGGGCAAGUGCCUUAAUUGCCUGGAAUUAUUCUGUUCUCUGGUAGAGGACCAUAUGGUCAAGGUGUGGAAGGUGACCAGACUAAGGAUAUUUAGGUUCUUGGGUCAGAAAAAGAUUUAGGAAUAUCAGAUGAGAGGGUGGAAGUUCAGAUUCUCCAACCCGAAUUUAGUACACUAACCUCUGCUACUUGGUGCUGUAAUAAAUCAUCAUCAUAGUGCAAAAACAAGUCACAGUGUGUUGUGUGAGGCUAGACAGUCAGUAUUAAAGUCUGAGCCUGCUUCAAAAGAAUCUGUAAGAUGUUUUUUAGACUUCACAGUCAAAUUUGUCACAUUCAUAAGUAAAAAGCCCAGCAACAUCAAAACCAUCAAAUACCUUCCAGUCCAGCAAACCCAGUUUAAGAUCCAAAAAAAUAAUGUGAACGUGUUUUCUUCAUAACUGGCUGCAGCUGAUGAAGGCCACACGGAUGCCUCAGUUGUGCCCAGUUAUGCCUGAUGUAUUAUUGUUGUAAGCAGUGGGUGCAGCAGCAGAUGCCAGUGAAGGAAAGGCGCCUACAAGGUCCUGUUUGCAAAGCAAGGUAAUGACUAAACAGUAGGUGCAGUGGGAUUUCUCUGUCCCAGCCUUUCAGGCCUUUCAAUGCUCUUUCUUCUUGUAGUCUAUGCCUGAUUAUUUGAGCGGUCUCUCAUUUCUUCAUCUUCUCAUCUUUUCCCCUUUGCUGCUGUUGCUUGCCUACCUUGUUACUGAAAGCACUUCUAUGGGCAGGAGUUGGCCAUGGUGUCAGAUGCCAGCCCUCUUCCCAAGGGCUGGGAGAAGCAUGGCCAGAGCUAUUAUAAUAUAAAUAAACUUGUAAAAUGGUUCAAGAAGGCAAAGCCAAGAAGAUGGCUAGCAAGUAGCUUGUGCUUUAGACUAGCUUAUUUUGCACAAGUCAAAUAUUGCUUAAGCUGUAUCUGAAAUCUGAAGCUGAUCUGUCUGGCAAACCUCCUGAUGUCUACAUUGUCAAAAUAUGCGAGACAACAUUUCAUUUCUCCAAAUUUCCAUUAAUUUCAUUGCCUUAUUUUCUUUCUUUUCCUCCUACACCAGGAUGACAUUUUUGAAGCGUACAUCUAAGAGCAUAAUUUGAUCAAAUGAUCCAAGGGAACUCCCUAUAGACAUCCAUGAUUAUCUGUUCUAAAGGUUGGCAUGCCUGACAACGGCAAUUGGUUUAACCCCAGUUGGUUUUUAGAUAGUAAAUAGUGUUUUUUUCCAAGUCAGGACUGUAUUUUGUUUACACAGCUCAGUCGAAGCUGUAUCAAAAAAAAGGCAGAGUCCAGCCACAUGUGGUGGCAAGUGCUCUGUGCAUCCCAACCUUGACCAGAGCAGAAGGUGCAUGGCAUCUUGCUGGAGUCAGCCUGUUGUGCACAUCCUCAUGCGAGAUGCUUGUAGGUGACUUCCAGAUGACCUCAAGGAGAUUAGGCAGGAGUUCACUGGUUGGCUGAUUUAUGGUUUGGUACAGUAGAUACUCUCGGCUCUGAAAACAGCUGAAUCUGAAUUUCUUUGUCCUCGCUUUCCCAUCUCCAUUUGGGAUUUCACUUUCUGGAUCACAGCACAUGCACUGGAAGGCAAAGAAGCCUCUUUUAUUAGGUUAGUAUUUUCAUCCUACUCCUGACUCAUGUCUUUGCAGGCUUUGGGCUCCUCUGCUCUGUACCCAUUUAUCACUUUUUUCAAAAGGAAGAAGGAAACUCUUGGUAUGUGCGCAAAACUUAGAAGUGAUCUGUGCCGAAUAAGAGCAAGAACACAGCUGCACAAGACUCAGCAUACUUCUUACAGACAAAAUGCAGUGAAGGAAAAGAUGGCACUUUAAGCUAAAUCAGAGAUCAUUAUACAAUGCUCUUUCCAUUCAGAUUGUUCUAGGAGGAAUAUGUACAUGUGGCAGCAGCACUUGGGACGUGAAGAGCUACUUUGAAAGUAGAUACGGUUCCCAGUGUUGGAGAUGAGGAUGGAUAGUGGAGAGUGAGAAAAUGGGCUGUCCCUGCAGAGGUGCCCCAGCCACAGCAAUAGCAGUGAAAUCAUGCUGCUGUCCUUAACUAGAAGUCAGCCUGGACUGGCUGAGAGUGAACUCAGUUUGUAGGAAGCAGUUCAGACUGACAUGUGUUGCCCAAGGAGAAGGUUUCCAGGGGCCCAGCAGAGCCGGUUUGCAGCACAGACAGCUCAAGCUACAGCAAGAAGACUCAAGCAGAAGCACAUGAAUCCUGCCCAUGUUCCCUCCUAAUGUGGUGAAGCAGGAGAGCACGUCAGCGAGUCCUGAAAUUCCUGAGGCAAAGGACUGCUCUGUGAGCUGCAUGGCCACACGUACAGGUGUGCCAGGUGCUCGUGCUGGGUUUAUGCUGGAUCGGGGGAGCUCGUUGGGCGGUGAAAGCUUUUCCUUUUCAAAUAGACCAAUAUAAAUGGUCGUUGAGGGUGUAGCGCAGGCGGUCGGGCUCUUUGCACUCAGCCUCACGUUGUCAGAGGGCUUUGCCUGCUGCACUGCACUCUGAAGUGCAACAGUAAAAGCCUGUGACAGGAGGGAAAGAAAGGUGUAAGCCAGUGGCAGACUAGAUUAAAACAGCAGCACACAAACACACUGACCUCUUCCUAAGUGGUAACCUUGAGUGAGAGCUAAUUCACUGGAUUGAUUUUAUUCAGCUUGUCCAUGAGAAAACAGAGCACAGCAGCAUUGACUGCAACUGGCCAAAAGAGCUUGAGAGCUUCAGUGAUCUUUAUGGUGUUUAUUUCAGCUUCCGGGCCUUAAAGAUAUUGGUGAUGUUAAGAUGUAGUAUUAUACUCAAAGUCGUCUUAUUGGCAAAUAGCACAAUAUUUAUGGUUCUAAGAAAUUACUGUUAGUCCAAUUAAUGUUUUAAACAGUCUAAUGGUCAAAAUUACCUCAUGAAUACAGGAAGGCUUCACUAAAAAUAGAAUUAAAAAUAUUACAUGCAAAUUUCGCUAUUUUCUAGUGUCGUGCUUAUUCCUCCAGUGCUCCUUUGGGUCUUAAGAUUGACACUUCAGUAUUUUUCAAAAGUAACGGGGGAGUAUUACAGUGAGUCAUCACAAGGAGGAGUGGGGUAUUGAUGGGCGGGGGAUGUCAUUCUCCUCAGUUGGGUGUCUACUUGGAUUUAGUUUUAUAUGUUUUCUUAACACUACGAGCUUACGGUGAUUCAAUGAUUAAUUUGUGUCAUAUUUGUCUGCACUCUUUCCCAUGACUUAUUCUAGAACUAUAGACAGUUCAGUCCACAAUGAAUAACCGUUUAUUAUUACUAUAAAAUAAAACAAAUCUAGGCAAGCGUACCUCACAGCUGGACAACUUCUGUCACAGCUCAGACAAGUUUAAAUCUACUUCAGGCCCAGACAAACCCAGGGAAUUGCUGAGACCCUACACUGUCAUGUCAAUACAAACCUUGUUGCUUUUCACUAAUGGAAAAAAAAAAAAUCGCAUUUACUGGGCUAUAAAGUCCCUUUGGAUAAUCUGUGAAUUGCGGAGUUCAGCAAGAGUUUGCAAACCCUCCUCUGACUGCAGAAUCAUGACUGAGCAGCAGAUCUUGGAAGUGUUCACACUCUCCGUUCUUCUCUUGAAUCAGGAGGAUGUAUACAGGUCCGAUUGACCUGUAUUUCUUCAUUGCCAUCAGGAGACCAGCUAACAAAAGGUAUCUGAUUUUUCAUUGCUGAUAUAAUUUGCACAAUCAGCAGAAAUACUGUGAUUAUUAAAAUUAGAACUGUAGGUUGUAGAGCUAAGUUAAAAAUUCCUGUAGCUGUAGGAGACCAUAGUGUAACCUAUAAAGGUACAGGAUAGUUAAGAUUACAUGCUUGAAUCCAAAUUACAUCCUCCCCACCCUGCCACACGUGUGCACGCAUACACACACACACACACCAAGCAGAUCUUACACGAUGUAGUUCACAACAAUUUCUGGAUCUGGGUCUGUACACAAACACAACCAGAUCCCAGAUACAUGCUCAGAGAUGAUUGGUUAGAAACAGAAGGAGAAACGUCAUAGUCACAUCUGGUUAACUGUUGAGCUAAACAAUCAUCUGAAGACUAGAAACUAAUAUCUUCACACAGUUACAGCAUAUUUCAACCCUGAAAAGACUCACUGCAAUAUUCUAUUUUCUUUGACAGUCCGUGUUCACAGAUGCACAUCUUUAAUAUCAGAAACAGUUUCUAAUAUGUUUCCAAAACUGCCUGAUCAGGCUCUUGGUGUAAAAAAAGAACUUUUCCAUCACCUUGAUACAUGACUACAUAUCUUACACAUAUGCAGUGUUUCCACCAUGUGCUAAAUUCAAGAGGUUUCAAAAUACCUCCAACACAAUAGUAUGCAAAUGUUGCAUUUAUUUUAACAAUAUUAUUAUAUUAUAGUAUACAUUAUUUAAAUUAAUUAUUAAUUAAAUUAAUAUAUAUUAUUUUAAAAACAUAUCUAUGGCAAAAAAGUUAUACCUUGUUGCUCCAUCUUUGCUUCUAUGUUUUAUAAACACUCAAAGUUUCACCCAUACUUGCAAGCAUGUGCAUACUUGAAUGUUACUAUGUUGGUGCAAAAAUAAUUGCAGUUUUUGCAUUGUUAAAAUUUGCACUUUUGACAUUGGAAUACAUUUUAAAAUAAUUGUGGGUAUGUAUAUUAUACAUCCAUUUAAUGCACUUUUCCCACUUUAUGUGUUUGUUGGGGUUUUUUUGUUUGUUUCUUUGUUUUUGUUUGUUGUUUUUUUUUGCUACUGACUUAUUACUCUCUCUUUAUUUUAUAUUUAUUUUAGCCUAUGAUGUUAAACAAAAAGCAAAUUCGAGUGAUUUUAUUAUUUGAGUUCAAAAUGGGUGGUAAAGCAGCAGAGACAACUCGCAACAUCAACAACUCAUUUGGCGCAGGACCUGCUGAUGAACAUACAAUGCAGCAGCGGGUCAAGAAGUUUUGCAAAGGAGAUGAGAGCCUUGAAGAUGAGGAGCAUAGUGGUGGCCAUCAAAAGUUGACAAUGACCAGUUGAGAGCAACCGUUGAAGCUGAUCCUCUUACAGCUACACGAGAAGUUGCCAAAGGAUUCAACGUCGACCAUUGUACCGUCAUUCGGCAUUUGAAGCAAACUGGAAAGGUGAAAAAGCUCAAUAAGUGGGUGCCUCAGGAGCUGACCAAAAAUAAAAAAAAUCAUUGUUUUGAAGUGUCAUUGUCUCUUAUUCUAUGGAACAACAACAAACCAUUUCUCAAUCGGAUUGUGAUGGGUGAUGAAAAGUGGAUUUUAUAUUACAACCGGCAGUGACCA
Messenger RNA from Columba livia (rock pigeon), 15359 nucleotides. RefSeq lists its product as uncharacterized. Lineage: Eukaryota; Metazoa; Chordata; Aves; Columbiformes; Columbidae. The transcript is spliced from 5 exons. The record is from RefSeq and is a predicted model, not a curated record. Bases 9137 to 9592 code for a protein of 151 amino acids.